GCGCGCCCCGCACGCGCAUAACGGCUUGGCUUACCUGUAACGGGGGGAGCGGCAAGAGCAACGUGGGCACUUGGGGAGACUACGACGACAGCGCCUUCAUGGAGCCGAGGUACCACGUCCGUCGAGAAGAUCUGGACAAGCUCCACAGAGCUGCCUGGUGGGGUAAAGUCCCCAGAAAGGAUCUCAUCGUCAUGCUCAGGGACACUGACAUGAACAAGAGGGACAAGCAAAAGAGGACUGCUCUACAUUUGGCCUCUGCCAAUGGAAAUUCAGAAGUAGUACAACUCCUGCUGGACAGACGAUGUCAACUUAACGUCCUUGACAACAAAAAAAGGACAGCUCUGAUAAAGGCCGUACAAUGCCAGGAAGAUGAAUGUGUGUUAAUGUUGCUGGAACAUGGCGCUGAUGGAAAUAUUCAAGAUGAGUAUGGAAAUACCGCUCUACACUAUGCUAUCUACAAUGAAGAUAAAUUAAUGGCCAAAGCACUGCUCUUAUAUGGUGCUGAUAUUGAAUCAAAAAACAAGUGUGGCCUCACACCACUUUUGCUUGGCGUACAUGAACAAAAACAGCAAGUGGUGAAAUUUUUAAUCAAGAAAAAAGCUAAUUUAAAUGCACUUGAUAGAUAUGGAAGAACUGCCCUCAUACUUGCUGUAUGUUGUGGAUCAGCAAGUAUAGUCAAUCUUCUACUUGAGCAAAAUGUUGAUGUAUCUUCUCAAGAUCUAUCUGGACAGACGGCCAGAGAGUAUGCUGUUUCUAGUCAUCAUCAUGUAAUUUGUGAAUUACUUUCUGACUAUAAAGAAAAACAGAUGCUAAAAAUCUCUUCUGAAAACAGCAAUCCAGAACAAGACUUAAAGCUGACAUCAGAGGAAGAGUCACAAAGGCUUAAAGUCAGUGAAAAUAGCCAGCCAGAGAAAAUGUCUCAAGAACCAGAAAUAAAUAAGGACUGUGAUAGAGAGGUUGAAGAAGAAAUAAAGAAGCAUGGAAGUAAUCCUGUGGGAUUACCAGAAAACCUGACUAAUGGUGCCAGUGCUGGCAAUGGUGAUGAUGGAUUAAUUCCACAAAGGAAGAGCAGAAAACCUGAAAAUCAGCAAUUUCCUGACACUGAGAAUGAAGAGUAUCACAGUGACGAACAAAAUGAUACCCAGAAACAACUUUCUGAAGAACAGAACACUGGAAUAUCACAAGAUGAGAUUCUGACUAAUAAACAAAAGCAGAUAGAAGUGGCUGAAAAGGAAAUGAAUUCUGAGCUUUCUCUUAGUCAUAAGAAAGAAGAAGAUCUCUUGCGUGAAAACAGCAUGUUGCGGGAAGAAAUUGCCAAGCUAAGACUGGAACUAGAUGAAACAAAACAUCAGAACCAGCUAAGGGAAAAUAAAAUUUUGGAGGAAAUUGAAAGUGUAAAAGAAAAACUUCUAAAGACUAUACAACUGAAUGAAGAAGCAUUAACGAAAACCAGUAUUUAAGUACAGUGGACAGCUUAGGAUUUUGACAACUGAGAAUGCUCAGUUCUGAACUGGAGAAUGUAAGACACAACUAGGAAACACUGGAAAUGGAAAUUCAAUCAUGUCAUUGUAGACUGACUACUGCUCUACAUGAUUGUGAUCAAAGUCAGAUAGCUGAAAGGGACUUCUUUCCAGAGAACAAACAUCAACAGGUUUAUUUACAGGAGAAAAUGAAUUCUUAUAUAUCUCACCUAAAAGAUAACAGUGAGAUUCUUUCUGAACAACUCUAACGCUGACAGUAAAAUUAACAACCUAAAAAUUAAGCUCCAUCACACAGGAUAAAUUCUGAGAGAAAAGAUGAGGCAGGCCACCAUCUUUCCUGUUUGGGCAACUUAGUCAUUCCAGCGUGCGGGCUUUGGAGAGUACAAACUCACCAGGGACAGAAGAGAUCCUGUGGCAUAGCACAGCUGCUUUACCAAAUCAUGACCAGAAUGCUUCUGUAAGCAGGCCCCUGAUCCUGUUCCUCGUCACUGGACAGGAUCUCCCACCUGAGGCCUCCAGCUACACCCACCAGUGUUCCCUGGCCAAUGGAGAUUUGAAACCUUCCUGGGACAGAGUUCCCAGAGAGAGGGGUGGGCCAUGA
Molecule: messenger RNA, 2082 nt
Organism: Homo sapiens (human)
Lineage: Eukaryota; Metazoa; Chordata; Mammalia; Primates; Hominidae
Gene: POTEB2
Product: POTE ankyrin domain family member B2
Exons: 12
Coding region: 99-1460 (453 amino acids)
Source: RefSeq, a predicted model, not a curated record